AUUCAAAAGCUAUGUUUUUGGACAAAUUCUAGUGCGUAAAUUAAGAAAAAUCCACAGCAGUAAGUCAAAUAUCAACAAAAUGUAUUCCAGAAUUAAAAUAAGCAGCUGUCGCUGUGCUGGAGUGUUUUGUAGAUAUUUGAGUUCUGCAGAGAUUUCCACAGCCCUUAGACCAUUUUACUUCAGUGUGCAUCCAGACCUUUUUGGAAAAUAUCCAGCACAAAGGAAAGUAAAUGAAAAUUCCCUGCAACAAUUGAGUGCCUUGUUAGAGGCACAACAGUCUAGUCGAGGGAUUGCAGUACCUCCACUAUCAUUUUAUUUAAGACAAAAAGAUAUGCCGGAAGGUGAAUUUAAACAUGUGAAGAUCCAGCUGAAUGGGAAUAACGCCCGUGAAACAGUUGUGAAAGUUUUGAAUGCAUGUCAAAUGUCCACAACUUAUGUAGAUAAAAUACCUAGAAGUACAAUUACAAAUAAUCCCAGUAUAGACCAACAGUAUGCAGACUUUGCAAAAGCAUAUCAAGAAUAUAGCAGUGAAUUUGAGAAAGUGAAUAAAAUGAAGAGGAAAGUUGAAGAAAGAAAAGCAAUUCUUAAUGUUAUUGAAUGGGUAUAUGAUAACAGUAUGAUAGCAAAAGAAAAGUAUGAAUCAACAGAAGCUACAAGAGAUCAAGUUAAGACUCUAAUGGAACAUCUGUGCAAAACUUAUGGUAUUAAACAAGUUAAAUAUGAUAAUGGAUGGAAUAUAAGCCAUAUUCGUGGUGGUCUCCAAAGUUUGGUUUCACUGGCGGGUCAGCAUUCAAAAGUUAUGGCAAACUUAGAAGGCAGAACUAUAGCUUUAGGUCAAUUCACUGGCGUGAGUUUGGAUGGCGAUGUAUAUUUAAAUAUAAUCGACGUUAGAAACGAGUGGCUUUCGUUAAUCAAAAAAGUCAGUCAAGAAGAUAGUGCCUUGACAGCGAUACCCAACUAUGAAAAAGCGUUAUCAGGCGUUUUGCGAGAAAUACAUAUUUGUAGAAGAAAGUUCAUGCCUAAAGUAUCGGCCCACCAAUACUGCAACCACCUCCGGCAGUUGAUAACGUCGAUCGGCGACUACUACGGUCGAGGUAACAAGUUCCCAUCGCAUGUGCCGAGCUCUCUCAAGAAAUAUGAGAUCGUCGUCGAACCGGAAGCUGGUCCGCUAAUGGUGUCGCCCACUGGGCAAUUCAUCACCCCGUCAUCCUGUCCUGCGUCAGAACUCAUACCGUUCAUUUCCAAGAAUCUCGAUGAGGCCACAACUCUGAUGACCGAAUAUAGCAUAAACAAACAUGUCGAAAGAGCGCUCCAUAAGGAAGUGAAGGAAAGAUUCGGGCUUCUAGAACUCCACAAAGACGACAGCAUAACGCCCGGAUUGAUGAUCUCGUGUUGCCAAAGAUUGCUCACUCGAGUAGACAAAAUCGGCACGAUACUACAAGGCAACAUUUUGUACAUAACCCAUUACUACUCGGUACUAUCUGAUGGAGUGUUGUGCAUUCCUUGGGAUUUCAAAUAGUCUACAUUCUAUAAAUUGUGAUAUAAGUAGGUAAUAUUAUGAAAAAAAGUGUAAAAUAAAAUAUACAUAUGAACAUAAUGUUGUGUG
Messenger RNA from Ostrinia furnacalis (Asian corn borer), 1606 nucleotides. RefSeq names its product T-cell activation inhibitor, mitochondrial. Gene Ontology annotation, cellular component: mitochondrion. The record is from RefSeq and is a predicted model, not a curated record. The coding region runs from base 80 to 1519 and encodes 479 amino acids. Lineage: Eukaryota; Metazoa; Arthropoda; Insecta; Lepidoptera; Crambidae. The transcript has 13 exons.